AUGUCGACAACAUCACGAACCGCUGUCGUCGCAACCGCGACCGUCGCCGCAGUUGCUGCGGGCGUCCUUGCAUACGCGGCCUACUUUGACUAUCGCCGGCGUCACAGUCCCGAAUUCAGGAGGCAGUUGCGGCGCAGUCAGCGACGGCAAGCUCGCGCUGAGAAGGACCAGGCUGAGGCCAACCUUCAGGCGCAAAGGCAGGCAAUCAGGCAGGCUGUCGAUGAGGCUAAGGAAGAGGGCUUCCCCGCAAGCGCCGAGGAGAAAGAAGCCUACUUCCUGGAGCAAGUGCAGGCCGGAGAGAUCAUGGGCGCGGAUCCUUCCAAGGCACUUGAUGCCGCUCUCGCCUUCUACAAGGCUCUCAAGGUCUACCCGACGCCUGGGGAUCUGAUUAACAUUUACGAUAAGACAGUAUCUAAGCCCAUCUUGGACAUUCUCGCGGAAAUGAUUGCAUAUGACGGAAGUCUUCGGAUUGGAACAUCAUACACCGGGCCCGCUGGCGUCGAUGUGGCGGAACUGAUGCGCGAGAUGGGCGCCGUUCCCGGCGUCGGCCUGGAUUAG
Chaetomium strumarium is the source of this 558-nucleotide messenger RNA. RefSeq names its product mitochondrial outer membrane translocase complex, subunit Tom20 domain-containing protein. Gene Ontology annotation, cellular component: mitochondrial outer membrane translocase complex; mitochondrial outer membrane. Gene Ontology annotation, molecular function: transmembrane protein transporter activity. The record is from RefSeq and is a predicted model, not a curated record. Gene Ontology annotation, biological process: tRNA import into mitochondrion; protein import into mitochondrial matrix; intracellular protein transport. The transcript has 4 exons. Bases 1 to 558 code for a protein of 185 amino acids. Lineage: Eukaryota; Fungi; Ascomycota; Sordariomycetes; Sordariales; Chaetomiaceae.